Molecule: messenger RNA, 3388 nt
Organism: Rhododendron vialii
Lineage: Eukaryota; Viridiplantae; Streptophyta; Magnoliopsida; Ericales; Ericaceae
Product: receptor kinase-like protein Xa21
Exons: 5
Coding region: 97-3105 (1002 amino acids)
Biological process (GO): protein phosphorylation
Molecular function (GO): protein binding; ATP binding; protein kinase activity
Source: RefSeq, a predicted model, not a curated record
AGUUCGAAGUUAGAGGACAUUAAUCUAUACGGCAAUCGCCUCGAAGGGAAAAUUCCACCGGAGAUUGGUAACCUUCAAAACCUGAAAAAGUUAGUCAUGGAAUAUAACCAGUUUACGGGAUCAAUACCAGCCAGCAUCUUCAACAUCUCAACGCUGGAAAUUGUUGGUUUUUCAUAUAAUGGCCUAUCCGGUAAUCUUCCGGCAACUGUGUGCCAUCGUCCUUCAAAACUCCAAGCCCUUGCUCUACCUUGGAACAACAUAGACGGCGAAAUUCCAUCUGGUUUAAGCGGGUGCUCAGAACUUCAGACUCUGUCCUUGUCGUUCAACAACUUCAGAGGACGCAUACCAAUGGAGAUUGGCAACUUAACAAUGCUUAAAAAGCUGUAUCUUGGUCGUAACAACUUGGAAGGUGAAAUUCCACAGCAAUUGGGCCAACUUAAACUCGAGGUGUUGCGGAUGCAAAAUGAUGGCCUUACGGGUCUCGUUCCACCAGUUAUCUUCAAUAUCUCUUCAUUAAAAUAUCUCAGUCUUGCAAACAAUACCCUUUCUGGAAGCUUGCCAAUGGAUAUGUGCCAUCGCCUUCCAUUGCUGGAACGACUUUAUCUCUUUGGCAAUAAAUUCACCGGAAGCUUACCAAGCAGCAUUGGAAACUGUACAUCGCUUAAGGACUUCUCUUUGUCCCGCAACAACUUUACAGCUUCUGUUUGGCAACAUUGUUUUGUAGGUUCCAUACCACAAGAAAUUGUCAAACUUGGCCUAGAGGGGUUGGACAUGUUUGAUAAUAGUCUAACUGGGGUGUUACCAUCAGAUAUCUUCAAUAUCUCAACCUUGAAGCUUCUAUCAUUUGCAAUGAAUCAUCUAACAGGCCAUCUUCCACCAAGUAUCAGUGGUUGGUCGCCCAAUAUCAGGGAAAUUUACCUGGGCCAAAAUGAACUGAGCGGAACAAUCCCCGACUCUAUCUCAAAUGCUUCUAAACUCUAUGCCCUGGACCUUGCCUCCAACUCAUUCACUGGAUUUAUACCUGAUACACUUUGUAGUUCAGAAUCCCUUCAGAUGAUCAACUUUGGAUGGAACUAUUUGACAAGCAAAUCUUCUAUGUCACAGCACAACUCCUUCAAUUCAUUAAUGAAAUGCAAAAACCUAAUUAUGUUGAUUGUUUCGUAUAACCUACUUAGUGAUAUUGUCCCAGUCACCAUUGGGAAUCUGUCCUAUCUUGAGAUUUUCUGGGGAGAUAAUUGCGGAAUUAUGGGCAACAUUCCUGGAGCUAUUGGUAAUUUGAGCAACUUGAUGACCUUAAGUCUACAAGACAACUACUUAUCUGGGACAAUUCCUGCAACGGUUGGACAAUCACAGAAGCUCCAAUAUCUGAAUUUGGCAGGCAAUAAACUGCAAGGUUCCAUCCCAAACACUUUAUGUGGCUUGAAGAACUUGGGUUACCUAUUUUUAAGUGGAAACCAGCUUUAUGGGUCAUUGCCAACGUGCAUAGGGAAUCUUACCUUCCUAAGGAAACUCCUUGUACAGUCAAAUGGAUUAACUUCGGUAAUACCCUUGUCGCUUUGGGAUAUUAAAGAUCUUUUGGUUCUCAAGCUGUCUUCAAAUUCUCUUAGUGGAGAAUUGCCACCCGAAAUUGAAAAGUUGAAUGUUGCAGUUGUAAUCGAUCUCUCCAGGAAUCAAUUAUCUGGCGAGUUGUCAAGCUCAAUUGGAAACCUCCCAAACUUGGCGGAAUUCUCCUUAGCUCAGAAUAGGCUCCAAGGUCCUAUUCCUCAGUCGCUUGGUAGUUUGACAAGUUUGGAAUUCUUGGAUUUGUCUCGAAAUAAUUUGUCUGGCACAAUUCCUGGAUCCUUCGAGAAGCUCUCGUAUCUUAAGUAUCUGAAUCUGUCUUUCAAUAAGCUGGAAGGGGAAAUUCCAGAACAUGGACCUUUUACAAACUUGACUGCUCUAUCCUUCAUGUCAAACAAGGCACUAUGUGGUUUGCCUCAGUUUCAAGUUCCACCAUGUCCUCAUACCCGUAAACGACCAACAGAAAGAAAGAUGCUUGUACUGAGAUGUGUUUUACCAAUUGCUGCAUCAGUAAUACUGAUCACUUUGGUGCUAGUAUUUGUGUUGACAAGGUGCCAAAAAAGAAAGGCAAGAAUUCCAAAUCAAGAUAAUAUGUUUCUUGUGACAACAAGAAGAAGGUUUUCAUACCGAGAGCUUUUUCAAGCAACUAGUGGAUUCACAGAAGACAAGUUACUUGGUAAAGGAAGUUUUUCAUCAGUAUACAAAGGGACUCUUUCUGAUGGACUGACGGUUGCAAUAAAAGUUUUUGAUUUGCAAAUUGAAGGUUCACUAAGGAGUUUUGAUGUUGAAUGUGAUGUAAUGCGUAAUACACGUCACCGGAACCUUAUCAAGGUCAUUGGCAGCUGUUCUAACCCUGAUUUCAAGGCUUUGAUGGUUGAUUACAUGCCCAAUGGAACUCUAGAGACGUGGUUGCAUAAUGUCCCUGACUAUUGUCUGGAUAUCCUACAAAGAAUGAACAUAAUGAUUGAUGUUGCCUCCGCAUUGGAAUAUCUUCAUCAUGGUCAUUUGACACCUGUGGUUCAUUGUGAUGUUAAACCAAGUAAUGUUUUGCUUGAUAAGGAUAUGGUUGCACAUCUAGGUGAUUAUGGCAUCGCAAAGCUUUUACGCAACCAAGAGUCCACAGCACAAACCAGUACACUAGCUACAAUCGGGUAUAUUGCACCAGAGUACGGAUCAGAAGGAAUUGUAUCGACUAGAGGUGAUGUAUAUAGCUAUGGUAUACUGUUGUUGGAAACAUUUUCAAGGAAGAAGCCGGUGGAUGAAAUGUUUGUUGCAGAAAUGAGCUUAAGGCAGUGGGUGAAAGAGUCAUUGCAUUGUGCAGUAAUUGAUGUCAUUGAUGCCAAUAUGCUAAGGAGGGGUGAUGAACAUUUUACUGUCAAGGAGCACUGCGUAAAAUCCAUCAUGGAAUUGGCUGUAUCCUGCUGCGCGGAGUCACCAGAACAAAGAGUCAACGUGAAAGAUGUCCUCACUACCCUCACAAAGAUUAGAGUUGAGUUUCUUAAAAACGCUCAGGCCAAAACAACACAAGAAGUUGUAAGAAUUUGAUUUUUGGUUUCAUCCUUUUCCUUUCAAGAUGUUUCUAGAAAUUUAAUAGGAGUAUACGAAAAGAGAAAACUACCCAGUGCAUGAGGCUUCCGUUAUUGCAGGGUCUGGUAAAUGGUUGAAUGUAUGCAGCCUUACUGCAAGUGAAGAGGGUUGUUUCUAUGACUCGUCUAUGAAGUUAAUCUAUUGUAGUUAAUCCUCGAGGGACUCGAAAUAUGCAACUACUAUGUUCUAGGAAUUUGAGACUUUCCUCCUUUAUUAAUUCAGUACUAUGACUGUAUUUUCA